CAUUUUUUUUUUAUCAAAACCCUAUUCUUCACUUCCUUCUGCCGCGCCCAAAGUCACACAUAAAGCACCAACUACAUCCUUCUUCUUCUUGUUCGUUUAUAUCUCUGAUACAAGAAGAAGAUGCAAUCCAUUUCUAUGGAAGUUGAAGAGGCUGGUCCUAGUAAAGAAGUCAAAGUUAUAGUCAAGCCUAACUUUAAGCCUUUGACAGCUCAUGAGAUAUCUGAUGGGCAAGUUCAGUUUCGUAAAGUUUCUGUUCCGAAACAUAGGUAUACGCCACUAAAGAAAGCAUGGAUGGAUAUAUACACUCCCAUAUACGAUAACAUGAACAUCGACAUUCGGAUGAAUGUCAAGACCCGAAAUGUUGAAAUGAUGACCAGACGGGACACUCCCGAUAUCAGUCACCUCCAAAAAUGUGCUGAUUUUGUACAUGCAUUCAUGCUUGGUUUUGAUGUGGUGGAUGCGGUUGCCUUGCUGAGAAUGGAUGAACUGUAUGUUGACUCUUUCGAGAUCAAGGAUGUGAAGACCCUCAGGGGAGAGCAUCUUUCGCGAGCCAUUGGAAGGCUCUCGGGAAAAGGAGGGAAAACCAAGUUUGCGAUUGAGAAUUCUACCAAGACCAGAAUUGUUAUUGCAGACACAAAGAUUCACAUUUUGGGAUCGUUUGCUAAUAUCAAGAUUGCCAGAGAUUCCUUGUGCAGCCUUAUCUUGGGUUCCCCUGCUGGCAAGGUGUAUUCUAAACUCAGAUCUGUAACGGCAAGACUGGCUGAAAGGUUUUGAGUUCUUUUGUUUUGAUAAAUUCGAAUUGGAAGAGAUCAGUUUUGAGUUUGUUAGGGAGUUUUGAUUAUUGAAUUUAAUUAAUGUAUUAAACCUCUACUAUAUUUAUGAUUUUUUGACUUCUGUUUUAUUAUCAUGUAUUUAUUCAUAUGGA
Messenger RNA from Erigeron canadensis, 925 nucleotides. RefSeq names its product RNA-binding protein PNO1-like. Gene Ontology annotation, molecular function: RNA binding. NCBI's taxonomy places the organism in Eukaryota, Viridiplantae, Streptophyta, Magnoliopsida, Asterales, Asteraceae. Gene Ontology annotation, cellular component: nucleolus. Bases 121 to 774 code for a protein of 217 amino acids. The record is from RefSeq and is a predicted model, not a curated record. The transcript is spliced from 2 exons.